Tarenaya hassleriana is the source of this 1620-nucleotide messenger RNA. Its product is annotated as guanine nucleotide-binding protein subunit beta-1. Gene Ontology annotation, cellular component: heterotrimeric G-protein complex; cytoplasm. The transcript is spliced from 6 exons. Gene Ontology annotation, molecular function: signaling receptor complex adaptor activity; protein binding. Gene Ontology annotation, biological process: G protein-coupled receptor signaling pathway. Bases 224 to 1357 code for a protein of 377 amino acids. The record is from RefSeq and is a predicted model, not a curated record. Lineage: Eukaryota; Viridiplantae; Streptophyta; Magnoliopsida; Brassicales; Cleomaceae.
UCUCGGGUCAGAAGGUCAUCAACAGUGAGUCGACUCGUCCAACUCUUUCUCUCUCUGACUUCAUCUUCUCCUUCCUUCAGAAUUCCCAAAUCCUCUCGUUUCUAGGGUUUCGAUCUCUCCGAAAUGAGGAUUCUUCUUCUCCUAUAACCUCACGUUGACCCCUAAAUCCAUCGUCUGCGUCUUUCAUCGGAGCGGGAGAGGGGACAAGUCGCGACGACGACAAAUGUCAGUCUCCGAGCUCAAGGAUCGCCACGCCGCCGCAACGGAGACCGUCAACAACCUCCGCGAGCGGCUCCGACAGAAGCGUCUCCAGCUGCUCGACACCGAUGUGGCGGGUUAUUCGGCUGCGCAGGGGCGGACUCCGGUGACUUUCGGACCGACGGAUCUGGUUUGCUGUCGGACUCUCCAGGGUCACACGGGCAAGGUAUAUUCGCUAGAUUGGACCCCAGAGAGGAAUAGGAUUGUCAGUGCAUCUCAAGAUGGAAGGUUAAUUGUGUGGAAUGCAUUAACGAGUCAGAAAACUCAUGCCAUUAAACUUCCUUGUGCCUGGGUUAUGACUUGUGCUUUCUCUUCGACUGGUCAGUCGGUUGCAUGUGGUGGACUUGAUAGUGUAUGUUCUAUAUUUAAUCUCAAUUCAACCACAGACAAGGACGGAAAUCUACCAGUUUCAAGAAUGCUUAGUGGUCACAGGGGAUAUGUUUCAUGCUGUCAGUAUAUCCCAAAUGAAGAUACUCAUUUAAUCACCAGUUCAGGUGAUCAAACAUGUGUCUUAUGGGAUAUAACUACUGGCCUAAAAACUUCUGUUUUUGGUGGGGAAUUUCAGUCUGGGCAUACUGCUGAUGUACUAAGUGUCUCCAUCAGUGGGUCAAACCCGAGAAUGUUUGUGUCUGGUUCAUGUGAUGCCACUGCCCGCUUGUGGGACACUCGCGUUGCAAGCCGAGCGGUCCGUACGUUUCAUGGGCAUGAAGGAGAUGUCAGUACUGUAAAGUUCUUUCCAGAUGGUAAUAGAUUUGGGACAGGCUCAGAAGAUGGAACUUGCAGGUUGUAUGACAUUAGAACCGGACACCAACUACAGGUAUACUGUCAGCCGCGCGGUGAUGAUGAGGCUCAACAUGUGACAUCCAUCUCAUUCUCGGUAUCAGGAAGACUUCUGUUUGCCGGUUACACUAAUGGCUCCUGCUAUGUAUGGGAUACUCUUUUGGCAAGGGUGGUUCUGGAUUUGGGGUCACUGCAGAACUCGCAUGAGAGUCGGAUAAGCUGUUUGGGUUUGUCAGCAGAUGGAAGUGCCUUGUGUACAGGAAGUUGGGAUACAAACCUAAAGAUUUGGGCAUUUGGAGGGCACAGAAGAGUAAUAUGAACACUGACAGAGAGGCGAAGUUAAAAGUUGUAUCCUCAGUUCUCAAAGCCCCCCAUUGUGUUGCCUAUACAAGUCUCUACCUACUUCCCUUCCCUCCAAGGUUUUGUUUUGUAAUGUUGUGCAAAAAAAAAAAAAAAAGGUUUUGCUUGAGAUCGUUUUGACUGAUACAAGGAUCAAUUUUUCGUCUUUUGUUGUCCCUACGUGUUUUCAAGUGUUGUUGAUUUGUUUAGUCUUCACGUUUGACUGAUGGCCAUGUUUAAUCC